GACAACUUCAACAGUCUUCUAGAGUUCAUUCGGAGUUGUAACGGGAAGUUUCCGAGUCUUUCAGUUUUCCCGAAUCCGAUCGCGCAAAGAAUAGGUGAAUCCGGAUAUCUGAAUGGAUGUUGCUCCGGGUGCAUUUUUGUUACUUCUCUCCACCGUUAUUGGUAGUCUUGCCGAAAAAGAGUACAACUGUACAGCAAAAGAAUUUGAAGAGUGCCUUGAAGCUCUAAACGCUAUUACUCAAACAGAAGAUCUUGCACUUGCUGCAACAAGAGAAGAGUUAAACCUUGUCUGCAGGAAGCUACAGCAUGGUGUUCGUUGUAUUGAUGAUCACAGCUAUCGUUGUUUCACAGCUGGACAGAGGAGGAUCUUCAACUCUGUCGUAUCAGAAUCAAGACACGUCAUUAAUGACUUAUGUGUUCCUGGAAAGCUUCAAGAAGAUUAUCUCCGAUAUGCCCCAUGUUUAAAAAAUGUAUCUACAGAUGACCGCAAAUGUGCGUUUCAGUAUAAAAGGCUGGCCAGUAGCUAUGAAGAUACAGGAGAUGAUGUGAAUGAUAAACUGAAAAUACAUUGUUGUGUAUUCACCCAAUUCGUCCAGUGCCAGCAUGAUCAUCUUCUGCGUGACUGUGGCACUGCGGCAGAACAGUUUUUUCAAAGACACAUGGACCGCAUGUCGGGAUCUCUUAUCAACGAACACUGCGUUUUAUUCACACAUGGUUCUAAUGCGUGCUCAUUCGACACGAACUCGGCGAAUAAAUAUUUCAAACAUGAUUUCUUGUAUACAGCAAUAUUUUACUUAAUAUCAUUGCAGAUUGUAUAUCUUCUUGUAAAACAUUGA
This is a messenger RNA of Argiope bruennichi, 835 nucleotides long. RefSeq lists its product as uncharacterized. Lineage: Eukaryota; Metazoa; Arthropoda; Arachnida; Araneae; Araneidae. The record is from RefSeq and is a predicted model, not a curated record. The transcript has 5 exons. The coding region runs from base 113 to 835 and encodes 240 amino acids.